AUGUCAUAUUACCAGAACGGCCAGUCAGCCUACUAUGGGCGGUCCAGCAACUCUCCCGCUGUGCCGCCUCAGCAGGCAUAUCCAUACGAGACCCAAUGCGCUUACGGUCCUCCACAGGACCAGCACAUACGGCGAGUUCCCAGUUACGAUCCAGGAGACGAUACGGAGUAUUUCGAAAAUGCACAGGGACAAGGGAUGAGGCCACCAGAAAACGCUGGGUAUCCAGUACAAGGUGGGCACGGUGUCGGCGGAGGAUAUGCCUAUACCAACGCUAGCAGCGGACAGGGCAGUUUGGGUUCGAGACGAUCACAGUUCUCUGCAGACAGCUCGCAACAAUCGCAACCCAGUCGAGCAUCGUCUCACGGUUCAGCGUUGUCGGGUUAUCAACGUCCGUACCAAGGGCCUUCAUCUGCGUCUCCCACUCAAUCUGUGUACAACCCGCAGCAAUUCGCGAGGCCGCACAUUCAGCCACAAGUACCUACAGGAUACAACCCUCAAGGGUAUACUGGGAUGACGAAUUCGCAGUACAACGGCUCUGCUCAUCCCUCGUAUAACCCGGCCGCGUAUCAGUCAACGAGCCUGGGUGGAUAUGCUGGUACCCAGCGACAACCAUACGUGAUGAAUUCAGCCCAGGCACCCCCUCCCCCGCCGCCUCGAGGGCCGGAACAUCCAUACGGUGCUCGUCGACCGAAUCGAUACGCCAAUUCUUCGCCUGAUCCGCAGUAUAACUACCCGUCUCCCACCCACCACGCAAGCUCACCGACUGCUCCUCGAAGAUCAUCCGUCUACGGAACGGCUCCCGGUCAUCCUUCUGUUGGGCCUCAUCGCGGAUCAGAUCCAGGGUCUGUGCCACAGCCGUAUCCCUAUGAAUCCCGAGUCCCGUCGUCUCCGUCACUCUCACAGUUCCCAGCACCUCCUGCGCAUGUACCGCGCAACGAAAAUUUUCAUGGAAAACGAUUGAGUAUUUCUAAUCUGCCAGGGAGGGGCUCUCUUCCUACCACACCGACUUAUCCGACCUCAACACCAUCAUCCCCGCGAAGGACAGACACAUUGACCCGCCACCCACAGGCGCGCCCCCUGCCUGGGCCCCCAGUGGAUUCUGACGACGGAACGACUUUGCACAAUGGCAUUGGGAAUCGACACCAAUCGGAAGAUAUGAGUUACGACGAUCUAUUGAAGGAGGUGGAGGCUGCCGUGAGUGUACGGCGCGGUUCGAGAGAGACACGUUUCGGACAAGGAGUCCCUGAUCAUGCUGAGGUCAAUGGACACAUCCCGUCCUCAGCCUUGCGCCUCUCUCCGGACGAAAGGCACACCCAUACCAACGGCAGUAUAGCCACCGGAACAGGGCAGUACGUGAAUUAUGGUGCAUAUAGUGACGACAGCGAUGCAGAGGCCGAAGCAGGUUUAGCCAUGUUGCAAAUGGCAGAUGAAGAGGAAAAGGCGAUGGCGGAACGCCAGCGAACUUACAGUGGCACCGCUGCGUCAAUAUUCAGCGCCUACGGAUCGCACUCCUCAGAUAGACGAGCCUCGACAUAUCAAGACACCGGCGGCGAUGAUAAUGAGUAUGUGAGUCAUGAUCUCUCCGUGUACGGAGGUGGCUACGAGGGACAUGUCCAUUACGGGGACAAUAACGAUACCAGUCCGGGUCUCUACGAUCGAAGCAGGCCCCCUACUACAUCAGGGUCGUUCCACAGCUCGAGUGCGUCUGUCGAUGGCCAUCCUGCCUUGUUGGAUGAGUACUACUACCAGUCUUCGACUCUUCCUUCGGAUGCCCGGGUUGAUACCGGAGGUACCGGUGGUCUGUCAGAGCCCGAUCCUACUGGACGAAGACUUAGUUUUGAUGAUGGAGAAGAGACCGAAGAGACGUAUAUGGCGUCUUACGACGAAGAUAUGUCGGACAGUCAGGGACCAGAAAACGGUGAACCUGAAGACCUUUUCUUCCAUCCUGGCAUGAGACCGCUUCCACCGGCUCCGGUUGAACCUGCGGACAAUGCAGUCCUACGUCCGCACUUGAUGCCUGCUGGCACUUAUCGACACGCGGAAUCCAGAAACGCGCAGCCAGGGGCCCAAUAUAGAGAGCCUCCAUAUCCUUCUUCUCCGGACAUCUAUGGACAGCCACAGGUCCCGCGAUCGGCGUCGUUAUCAAGUCACAGUAGCACUCCUCGCACUGACCCCCCUAUCAGGUCAAAGACGGAUUCCGAUCGGGCAAAGUACAAGCAACAGCAGGAACUCCUGCGUCAGCAGCAGGCUGGGUCAUUCGGUUAUGAUGCCACCCUCCAGCCAAGUGCUGUCGCUCUUGAUCUGCCUACCAUUCCUGCUGGGCGGCGUAAAAAGUUCAAUCCGGCCAAGCUAUCUUCUGAACAGUUCAACAGGUGCAGUGAGCCUUGGGCUCUGAGCUCCGUCGUCGCCUGGAUCAAGGAUCUCAGUGAAGAUGAGACCGAUCUGAAAGAGCAAGCGAUCAUUGACGCUAUCGUUGCUCUUUUCACUCAUAAAGUUCCUACUAUGAAUACAGCAGAUGCGGAGACCCUAGGGGCUCGAGUCGUCAAGAAUAUGCUCGCUGAACAAGCCCUGGUGAAGGAGGAGGAAUGGGUUAAGUUUGGUCCAGGGUCCUUGUCAGGGGUCCUUUUCCAGAUCACAGGGACAGGGUGCUACUCCUCGAAGUUGCACGAAGAAGAAACGGAGGUCUUCGGUCGCUGUUAUUCGCAUCAUUGCAUGAGAACCUUGAAGAAAGUCGAUUUAAAGGCGCAGGUGAUGGAGUCCGAAAAGAAGACAGAGGACUGGGUGACGUUCUAUAAGGUCCCGAAAGAAGUCUGGGAAUCGUACCCGAGGAAAGAGAUUGAUCGUCAGAACAAUUUGCACGAGAUCGUAACAACAGAGGAUUUGUACAUCGGACAGUUGGAUGUUCUGCGCGAGCUGUAUCGUGAUCAGCUGGCCACCGCGGAGCCCGCGGUUAUGAAUCCGAAGCGCCUCAACAAGUUCCUCAACGACGUUUUUGGCAAGGUUGAUCCAGUGAAACAAGUUAACGAAGAUCAUCUGCUUGCGCAGCUCAAGUAUCGUCAGAAAGAACAAGGGCCCUUCAUUGUCGGAUUCAGCGAUAUUUUCCGCGAGUGGAUCCGCAAAGCCAAAACAGUAUAUAUCGACUAUGCUGCCACUUUCCCCCAUGCGAACUAUCUCAUCCGGAAGGAGGCUGAAAGGAAUAUUCAUUUCCGUACGUUCCUUAAUCAGGCGCGUGACAAUAAGAUGUCCAACCGCCUCAGCUGGGAUACCUAUCUCAAGGCUCCUAUCACACGAAUUCAGCGGUAUACUCUCCUUUUGGCUACGGUGCAUAAGAACAUGGUCAAAGAUUCAGAAGAGAAAACGAACCUUGCUCAAGCCAUUGAGGAAAUCAAAGUGGUAGCAUUGGACUGUGACGCCAAGGUUGGCGAGAUGAGCAAGAAGGUAGAGCUCAUGGAACUAUCAUCCAAACUACAACUCCGACCAGAGAUGAAGAAGGAAGUCGAACUCAACCUCGAGCACUUGGGCCGACAGAUCAUCUUCGAGGGCGAACUGCAGCGUCCAGGUUCGAGAACGAGAUUUAAUCUUGUGGACACACAUGCCAUCCUGUUUGAUCAUUACCUUGUUUUGGCAAAAGCUGUCACAACGCGGGAUCCUACGAGAACGCUUAAGUACGAGACAUACGACGUGUCGAAACUUCCAAUUCCGAUGGAUUUGUUGGUACUGGAGAGCACGAAUGACGAUCCUGUAGUGAAGUCCGCUCUCAAGGGCAUUUCGGCCGUGGCGGGACAGCCGCAAGCUAUGUCACGGACGGGAGGUUCUAAUACAAUCAGCCAUGUAAACAGCAACUCUACACUUGUCCCAAGUACGACGCUUGAUAGCUCCAGGGAUGACAAUAUACUUUAUCCAUUCAGAAUAAAGCAUUUGGGCAAAACCGGAACAUACACCUUAUAUGCAUCCACCGCGCAGAAUCGACAAGACUGGUGCGAUAAGAUCAUUGAGGCCAAGACAAAACAUGCCGCAUCUCUCUUUGCUCAGAAUGCAGAACCAUUUCAUCUACGCGUGCUUGCAGAUGCAGCUUUCGGUUAUUCCGACCAAGUUGCAGGCUACUCAAGCGUUGUCAUUGAAGGCACACCUCUUGAUCGUGCUAUUAAGGAUGUCGAAUACCGGUAUGCGCCGGCUGGGCCUAGGCCACCGCCUAUUUGCAGGGCACCAGUCAAUUGUGCCACAGUCUUCCAGCAGCCGCAGGGACGAAUGAUGUGUGCAAUCGGUACCGACUAUGGUGUGUAUAUAUCAGACUACAACGACGCCCGUGGAUGGAAAAAGGCCAUGACGAUAUCGGUUCUUCGCGUGACGCAGAUUGCGGUAUUUGAAGAGUUCAAUCUUUUCCUCGUGAUCGCAGACAAGUCCUUGAUAGCGUAUCAUCUCGACGCCGUUUGCCCUGCCAGUGGAGUGACCACUCAAGCUACGGUUAAUGAUUCAGCCAGGAAAGCACCGCAGAAGUUGUCUGGCAGCCAUCAGAUCGGUUUCUUCGCUGCGGGACGCAUGAAAGAUCGCACCCUUAUCAUGUACAAGAAGCGGGAUGGCAUGUCAUCUACAUUCAAGGUCCUCGAACCGGUGCUUCAGAAAUCCACAUCAAGCCGCAACCGUUUCUUCAACUUGCGCCGCGGACAGACCGAAUUCUUCCGCGAAUAUGACGAGUUCUACAUCCCCGCAGAAAGCUACGGGAUCAACAUGUUCCACUCAUCACUUGCUAUUUCGACUCAGCGUGGUAUAGAAGUUCUCACGCUCGAUAAAAAGUUGCCAUGGACAGUGCCCAAUCUGCGGUCAGACAUCCCGGAGGCGCAACCGUAUCUGACAAGCAUAGCCAAUCGGAUCAAGGACUUGCGGCCUUUGGGCAUGUUCCGACUAAGCGACAGCGAGUUUUUGGUUGCAUACUCCGAGUGCGCCGUCUAUGUCAACAAACAUGGCGAUGUCUCUCGCAGCGUGGUUAUGGAGUUUGUUGGGCGUGCUCACACUGCAUGUCUGUGUGGGAAGUUCCUUAUCCUUCUCAACGAAGACUUCAUUGAGGUUCGCAAUGCCAUGAACGGGCGGCUAAGACAGGUCAUUCCGGGACAUAAUGUCGUGUGCUUAGAUGAUGGAAGCAGUAUGCCUGGCUCUGGAAACAGCGGCGUCAGCAGCUCUUCCAUGGGUGGCAAUGUCAACUUUUCUGGCGGAGCAGGCGGACGCGCCAACGGCACAUCUGCUACUAGUAGUGGACGUACUGUCAAGGUCUGCAUGCAACAUCCAGAAUUUGAGCGCUGUCAGAUCGUCGUUGAGCUUGUUGAGAAUGAGCUGCAACAAGAUUAG
Messenger RNA from Paecilomyces variotii, 5343 nucleotides. Its product is annotated as CNH domain protein. Gene Ontology annotation, molecular function: guanyl-nucleotide exchange factor activity. Lineage: Eukaryota; Fungi; Ascomycota; Eurotiomycetes; Eurotiales; Thermoascaceae. The transcript has 3 exons. The coding region runs from base 1 to 5343 and encodes 1780 amino acids. The record is from RefSeq and is a predicted model, not a curated record.